GAGGCAGGAAGGUGGGGGGCACGUUUGAGGAACCACCAUGAAGUUUACCUUUAGCUGGGUUUUAAGCUUUUAGUUCUUCUGUCUCUGAUGCCGUCCUAUUUUAUUUGUCCAUGCCAAACCACGGUUGAACCUGCUCCCUGGGGAGUGCAGGUGUUGGGGCCUAACCACUGGACCUCCAGGGAAUUCCUGCCAUUCUAUUUUAUAUCCCUCACAUGUUCUUUGAGAAACUACAUUACACUGGAAGGCCCUGCUAGUUUUCUGUUUAAUCCCUAGCUAGUACCAGCGAAAAUUAUUCCCUAAUUUUGUAAAUUAGAUAUUUCCAUCUGGGAGGGUUUCUAAAAGAAAAAUUAUAACAAUUUUCCUACCCAGUGUCUCCUGGCUUUUGCUUGGAAUACAUAUAUUUUUUAAAGGAGAACUCUGUAAAGACUACUGCAUUUUACUCCAGGAUGGUACUGUAGUACCCCCUGAGUUUAACUAACCAACAACAGUGUAUUAAGCAGUGACUAAGAAGACAUAGCUCUGCCCUUAUAGAGGUAGUAGGUUGGGGACGGAGAACAGACAUUGGACAGGUGAUGAGGUAUAGGAACGGAACACACAGGGCACCAUGGGAAGAUGUAACUGCAGAUCCCAAAAUAGAUUGGGGAGAGUUGGCCAGAGAAGGCCUCCCUGAAUGAACAAGGUUUAAGCUGAGUUUCGAGGAAUGAGAAGGUUAUUAAGUGAAGGGGGAGAAGAACAAUACAGGAGGAAGGAAACAGCAUGUGAAAAGUCUCACUCAUGGGGAGAGCAUGAUCAAGGAGCUAAGUGGUGUGACUACAGAAUGUACACGGUUGAAAGUGGAGUUGGAAAGCCCCUCUAGGUAUAAGCCAGACCUAAAGAGCAGGAUGGAUCUUGACGUGGUUAACAUGUUUGUGAUCGCGGGCGGGACGCUGGCCCUUCCGAUCCUGGCAUUUGUAGCCUCAUUUCUCCUGUGGCCUUCAGCCCUGAUAAGAAUCUAUUACUGGUACUGGCGGAGGACGCUGGGCAUGCAGGUCCGCUAUGUGCGCCACGAAGACUAUCAGUUCUGCUACUCCUUCCGCGGCAGGCCCAGCCACAAACCUUCCGUCCUCAUGCUCCACGGGUUCUCUGCCCACAAAGACAUGUGGCUCAGCAUGGUCAAGUUCCUCCCGAAGAACCUGCACCUGGUCUGCGUGGACAUGCCAGGACAUGAGGGCACCACCCGCUCCUCACUGGAUGACCUGUCCAUAGAUGGGCAAGUCAAGAGGAUACACCAGUUUGUAGAAUGCCUCAAGCUGAACAAAAAGCCUUUCCACCUGGUGGGCACCUCCAUGGGCGGCCAUGUGGCUGGGGUGUAUGCUGCUCACUACCCGUCAGACGUCUGCAGCCUGUCCCUCGUGUGCCCUGCUGGUCUGCAGUACUCAACUGAUAAUAAAUUUGUGCAACGGCUCAAGGAACUGCAGGAGUCGGCCGCCGUAGAGAAGAUCCCCUUGAUCCCGACCACCCCGGAGGAGAUGAGUGAGAUGCUGCAGCUAUGCUCCUACGUGCGCUUCAAGGUGCCCCAGCAGAUCCUGCAGGGCCUUGUCGACGUCCGCAUCCCUCACAACACCUUCUACCGAAAGCUGUUUUUGGAAAUCGUCAGUGAGAAGUCGAGAUACUCCCUCCAUCAGAACAUGGACAAGAUUAAGGUCCCUACGCAGAUCAUCUGGGGGAAACAAGACCAGGUGCUCGAUGUGUCCGGGGCAGACGUGUUGGCCAAGUCAAUCGCCAACUCCCAGGUGGAGCUCCUGGAAAACUGUGGCCACUCGGUGGUGAUGGAGAGGCCCAGGAAGACAGCCAAGCUCCUUGUCGACUUCUUAGCUUCUGUACACAACACAGACAAUAGCAAGAAGCUGGACUGAGGCCCCGGCCGCAGCCUGAGCUCCACACCCAGCCUCCACUCCCGUCUCCAGAACCUGUCACAGCCACCACUUCUCAGGGACCCUGCCCCAAAUGCGGAGGGAGCGCCCCUGUCCCUGAGGAAGCCGGCCCCGGCUCCAGCCCUGGUCUCUCUAGAUCCACAGAGCCUCAGGGGCCGUGAAGAAAUCUCCAAGAUGUUUUUUCACAAAAUGAAAAUUCACAUGGAACAAUAAAAGAAAACCUAUCCAUGAAAUCUACCCAGAAGUCUUCACAUUUAUGUUGCAGAGUGCCCACAUUGGACCACUGAGGACAUUUCCUUUAAGAUGUUCCUCACAGACUGAGAUUCCAGGUGUUUCUGUUGUUCAGACAUUCUCCUGUGCAUAGUCAGUGGCUCUUUUAGGAGCAUUAGCCCCCUCUUCGCAGAGCCCCUUGUUUAUGUCUGAUUUAAGUUUUAUGUCCCAUGUGUGACUGCCGCCCAUCAACUGCAGGACCGUGGAGGAACACCGCAGGCUGGAGGAAGUACACACGCAGAAGACACGGCCUGCCUCAGCCAGCUUGCAGAGCAGCAGAGAACACAGCUGGCUGAUUUGCCCGGCACCCUGGGUCCGGUUAUGUCUCACGUGAGCCUGGGUAGUGCAGUACAGAGAUUCCCUGGCCGGGGGGGUCCCUAGGAAUAAUUUAUUAUUAAAAAAACAACACAAGACUAAUAAAGCAAUAAUAUUCUAGACAUCUAUCUAAAUAGUCAGACUCGGGUUCCACUCCAAAGCACCUCUUUUCUAUCUUGCUGUGCUACUGAAAAACCUUUGGAUGUUUGUUAAUGAAUUCUGUGAAUUCUGUGAACAAUAGUGUAAUUGAAAAUAAAUCUCAACUGCUGUAAAAGUGACCACAAUGACAUGAAAUAAAUGUAAUAAGUCUAGAUCAGCAACAUAAAA
Messenger RNA from Odocoileus virginianus texanus, 2825 nucleotides. NCBI's taxonomy places the organism in Eukaryota, Metazoa, Chordata, Mammalia, Artiodactyla, Cervidae. The record is from RefSeq and is a predicted model, not a curated record.